Molecule: messenger RNA, 582 nt
Organism: Sphenostylis stenocarpa
Lineage: Eukaryota; Viridiplantae; Streptophyta; Magnoliopsida; Fabales; Fabaceae
Source: the annotation of a GenBank genome assembly
AUGGCAAACCAAUUAUCACCAUCCUUUGGCACACCCAUCAUCGCCCCUCAGUACUGCUCUCCAGGCCCACAUCCCGUUGAUCUGAUAAUCACGAAGGAGAGAAGUAUAGGUGAAAAUUUCACUGUUACAGAUACCACUGGCAACAUCGUUUUCACUGUUCAGAGCAAUAUCGUAAGCAUUGUGACACCCCGCAGACACAUGUUCUUGUUUGACGCUAAUGGAAACCCCAUUGUUCAUCUUCGCAAUUCGGUAUUUUCGAGUGAUGUUUGGGAAGCAUUUAGAGGUAGAAGUAAAGAAUCCAGAGAUCUGAUCUUUAGAACGGAACGAUCCUCAUUAUUUCAGCUAAGAAUGAAAUUGAAUGUGUUCUUGGCAAAUAAAGCCACCGAUGUUUGUGACUUCAAGGUCAAAGCAACCUUGUUUGGAUCCUCUUGGGAUGUUUACAUAGGCGAUUCCGACAUCCUUGUUGCCCAGAUAAACAAGAAGCUUGGCACUAUAUUUAGCAGAGAGAAGUACAUGGUGAGUGUGUGUCCUAAUAUCGAUUAUGCAUUCAUCGUGGCUCUAAUUGUGACUCUUGAAACUUGA